UGGUCAUUGACUCAUUCCCUGAAGGGCAUGUAAUAUUGUUUAGUCAUUUAUUGUCUGCAAAGACUAACUGAAGACAGAUCAAACGAUGUCAGCUGAUAUGAGACUAAACGUGCAUCACAGGCUGCUGAUAGCUGCACUGGUUGUGUUUGCGCAACAGCUGAGCAGCAGAGGAGGAGCUCAGGCCUGGACGUACAACUACAGCACCAGUCCGAGCCGGAGGUGGCUGGAGGCCCGUCAGUGGUGCCAGGAGCAUUUCACCGACAUGGUGGCCAUCCACAACCAGGAGGAGACCGACUUCCUCAAUGAGCUGCUGCCACGCAACUCCAAAUAUUACUGGAUAGGGAUUCGCAAAGUGGCUGGAGUGUGGACCUGGGUAGAAACCAAUGAGAAUGUCCCUGAAGAGGCCCAAAACUGGGCGACAUCGGAACCAGAUAGGAUCGCAGGUCAGGACUGUGUGGAGAUUUACAUCAAGAGGGACAAAGAUGCAGCCAAGUGGAACAACGAGAAAUGCCAACAAAGGAAGGGAACCGUCUGCUACUCUGCCUCUUGCAGACAGGAUUCCUGCAGUGCUCAUGCAGACUGUGUGGAGACUAUAGGAAACUACACCUGCAAGUGUCAUCCUGGUUUCUCCGGCCCAAGCUGUGAGGAUAUUGCAUGCAACCCUUUGGCAGAUCCAGCUCACGGCUCUCAACUCUGUUUCCAUCCCUUCGGGUCCAAUCGUUUCAACUCUUCCUGCCUUUUCAGCUGUGAACGAGGCUUCCGGUUGGUCGGCGAGUCCCAACUGUUCUGCCAAGCCAGCGGACAUUGGAACCAACCAGUUCCUCUGUGUCAAGCUGAACAGUGUCCAGAUCUGAGCCACACUAACUUCAGCAGUGGAACAAUGACCUGCAGACACCCGGUGGGACCUCACAGCUACAACUCCACCUGUGAGUUCAGGUGUGACGAAGGCUUCGACCUCAUUGGAGAGGACCGGAUACGCUGUGAUCACAGCGGCCAAUGGACGGCCAGCGUCCCAGCAUGCACAGUGGUGCAGUGCAGCAGUAUAAAGGCUCCACUUCAUGCGCAUAUGCAAUGCAAAGACCCUAUAAAGGAGUACAGCUAUGGCUCGAUGUGCACCGUGCAGUGUGAAGAUGGAUUUGAUCUGAUUGGUGCAAACAUGACGGAAUGUUCUUCUCAGGCCAACUGGAGUCAUGCACUUCCUGAUUGCAAGGCUAAGAGGUGUAAUCCCAUUAAAUCCCCUCCUCACGGCUCCCUCUCCUGCUCCGACCCAAACGGUUCCUUCAGUUUUGGUUCUCGGUGUACAGAAGCUUGUGAUGAAGGAUUUCUGCUCAAUGGAACGUCCAGCUUUGAGUGCACCUCGCUGGGCGUGUGGAGCGCAGACAUGCCAAGCUGCUUGGCUAAGAGAUGUCCCCCACUGAACUCUACUGCUCAUGGAUCCUUCAUUUGCUCUGAUCCUCAUGGAAACUUCAGUUUUGGUUCUCGUUGCACGACCACCUGUGAGGAGGGCUUUAUUUUGAAUGGGACAGCUGAAACUGAGUGCACCUCUUCAGGCACAUGGAGCACAGAUGUCCCACACUGCUUGGCUAAGACAUGCCACAUACUACAAUCUCCUCCUCAUGGCUCCUUAAUUUGCUCCAAACCUCAUGGAGAGUUCAGUUUUGGUUCUCAGUGCACGACCACCUGCGAGGAAGGAUUUAUUCUGAAUGGGACAGCUGACACUGAAUGCACUUCUCUGGGCACAUGGAGCACAGAAAUCCCACACUGCUUGGCCAAGAGAUGUCCCACACUAAAAUCUCCUCCUCAUGGCUCCUUAAAUUGCUCCAAACCUCAUGGAGAGUUCAGUUUUGGUUCUCAGUGCACGACCACCUGUGAGGAAGGUUUUCUUCUAAAUGGGACAGCUGACACUGAAUGCACCUCUGCAGGCACAUGGAAUGAAGACAUCCCACAAUGCACAGCCAAGAGAUGUGCCACACUUAAAUCUCCUCCUCAUGGCUCCUUAAUUUGCUCUAAACCUCACGGAGAGUUCAGUUUUGGAUCUCAGUGCACGACUACAUGUGAAGAAGGCUUUCUUUUAAAUGGGACAUCUGACACUGAAUGCACCUCUGCAGGAAAAUGGAGCACAGACAUCCCACAAUGCUUGGCUAAAGCAUGCCCUGCUCUCAGUUCUCCCUCUCACGGCUCUUUAUUCUGCUCCGACCCUCAUGGAGAGUUCAGUUUUGGUUCUCAGUGCACAACUACAUGUGAGGAAGGUUUUGUCCUUAAUGGGAUUGCUAAAACCGAGUGCACCUCUCUGGGAACAUGGAACAUAGAUAUCCCACGAUGCUCGGCUAAAAUAUGCCCUACUCUCACUUCUCCCUCCCACGGCUCUUUAUUGUGCUCCGACCCUCAUGAAGAGUUCAGCUUUGGUUCUCAGUGCACAUCAACAUGUGAUGAGGGUUUUCUGCUGAUUGGUUCAAAAGAUACAAACUGCACUUCUGUGGGCAGGUGGAGCAGAGAAAUGCCUCGCUGUCAGGCUCGUCAGUGCCCCCUACUGGCUGAAGCCCCGCAGCAUGGGGUGAUGAACUGCAGUCAUCCAAACUCUCCUUUCAGUUAUGGCUCAACCUGUGACUUUGCAUGCAGUGAAGGUUUCUGGUUGAGAGGAACACCGACGAUGACAUGCAACACCUCCGGCCUCUGGAGUCAGAAUCUACCCACCUGUCAGCCUGUACGGUGUGAAUCCAUCAGAGCUUUGCCGUUAUCCCUGUCUAUGAACUGCUCCCAUCCUCUGGGGGAUUUCAGCUUUGGCUCUCAGUGUGUUUUCACCUGUAAUGAGGGAUUUUCACUAAAUGGAACGUCGAUGCUGGUUUGCUCCUCGACUGGGUUUUGGAGUGAUAGUCUGCCCAGCUGCACAGGUAUGUCGAUGGGGACGGCCAUGCUGAUGUACACUGGAGUUGGUGCAUCCUCUGCUGUUCUGGUACUGAUCCUAGUUGGACUGGUUUUGUUGGUCAUGUGGCAAUUUAGGAAAAGAGGGCCUCCAAUCAUGGCUGAGGAUCAUGCAUGGGAAGAAACAGAAAACCCAGCAUUUGAAUUUUAAUUACAUUUUUUGCAUUUUUUCUGAGAUCUGAUUUUGCUUAAUGCUACCUAUUAUUAAUUAUAUGAGACAAUCGGUAGUUACCUAAAAUUAGAAGGUUCUUGAGGAACUCUGGGAAUACUCAAGGAACUUUUUGUUGGUUUUCUGUAGACCUAAUUGACACUUUAUACCUUCGUUCACACUUUGUCGUGUUCAUUUUAUUUUUAAAACUUAUUUGGCAUUAAAUCAUGGAGUUCUUUUGAACAAUUUAGGAGAUAUUAUUGCAAAUUUUAGAGAUUUUUUUGGAAAAAUUCAGAUCAUAUUUGACUUUCUUUUGACAAAAAUAUGCACAAAUGACUCCCUGUUCACCUACUGUAGGAACAUCUAAAUGUUAUCUGCUGUUUUGGGGAGCUAAAAAAUAUUCCCAGAUAAUUAUAAAGAGUAGAACGUAGAACCCCAAAUGCCACAAAAGAGUUUCCCAAGACUCUUCUACUUCUAAGAGUGUAUUCAUUGUAUAAUAGUUGUUCCAAAACACUUAUUUCCAUUUUUACUCCAUCCUUAGUACUUAUUUAUGUGCAGCUUUUGCUUCAUGUCCUGCUUGUAAAUUGCUUAAUUAACAAUAAACUAUCAACAAUGGUUGAGUAA
Messenger RNA from Amphiprion ocellaris (clown anemonefish), 3694 nucleotides. It is a transcript of the gene selp, whose product is annotated as selectin P. Gene Ontology annotation, molecular function: sialic acid binding; oligosaccharide binding; calcium ion binding. Gene Ontology annotation, cellular component: membrane; external side of plasma membrane. Gene Ontology annotation, biological process: leukocyte tethering or rolling; heterophilic cell-cell adhesion; response to cytokine. The transcript is spliced from 18 exons. Bases 86 to 3073 code for a protein of 995 amino acids. The record is from RefSeq and is a predicted model, not a curated record. NCBI's taxonomy places the organism in Eukaryota, Metazoa, Chordata, Actinopteri, Pomacentridae.